Nothobranchius furzeri (turquoise killifish) is the source of this 7470-nucleotide messenger RNA. Lineage: Eukaryota; Metazoa; Chordata; Actinopteri; Cyprinodontiformes; Nothobranchiidae. The record is from RefSeq and is a predicted model, not a curated record.
AGUGGAGAGCUUCAAAUGGACACUUUAUUCACUCUGGUGACAAAUGUUCCCACAGACUGUUAACAGUAUCAAUUAUGUAAUGUGUGUGCAGCAUUUUCAGGGUUGAUAUUCUCUCUGUGUGUGUGUGUGUGUGUGUGUGUGUGUGUGUUUAUCCUGGGGUGUUUGAGGCCAUUGUCUGAAGCCCUGACCAUAUGCUCCUAUUUCCAUCCAAAGCAAAUACAACCCCACUCUCUGCUCUAGUUGUUCCUCCCAGCAUCACCAGAGAUGCUUUUACUGGAUGCAUAAACAAGCUGCUGCCAUGCACGAGUGCAGCAGCCUUCCCGUGCAACACAAGCAGCUUGGGCUACUAAAGUGCAUCUUUUAAUGUUUUUCUUUUCUUCCAAAAAUCAUUUUAAGGUUAAUUAAAUCAAGGUCUAAAUAAAAUUUGCACGCUGAAUCACAAAGAAGCCGCUGGGCGACAGCAAACCAACACAAAGGGUGAAAGCUGCCAGAUUGCUGUCUCACUCUUAUUUUUCUAGGGAUGUGCAACAUUUGUGCACUUCAUGCAUGUUUUGCUGCACAUGCAUGAAGUGCAUGAAGCUCCUGCUGUGCAACUUGUUCUAAACUGCCCCACUUCCCUCAUGUAGCGGUUUGCCUGGCGAGCUGAUGCGGUGACUUCUGUGACACAACAGGAACUCAAGAUGUCUCAUUUUAGCUCCAGAUUUCAGUCUGCCAUCGUGUACGCGACAUCUUCUACCGCCAGUGAAAGUCCUCGGUCACGUUUGUUUUAAUCUUGAGAUUAAUUCUCAUGUGUCUAGAUGUAGAUGUAGAUCCGACAAAGAAUUUGUCAGCUAAUACUGGUAAUGAAGUGGGAUGAAAAGGAAGAGAAAAAGAGAACAAUUAUAGCAUCAGUAUCUCCACACUACAGGGUCUGUGUCCUCAGUCUGAGUCUGAUCUGCUCUCUAUUGCAGGAGAAAUGAGAAUUAGAAAUGAGAAGAGCUGAUCUCUGAUCUGGUUUUGUCUGGGAAAGUUCCAGUAUGGGAGCAGAAGUUGAGGUCUGAGUCGGGUUUGGAGGGCAAACGUGGCCACCCUGCCUCCCUCACACUACUCCACUGUGUUUCUUUUCCUCUUAAAUACCAACAGGUCAGUUCACCUGUGGGUCAGAACCCUGCUGGUUUCCAUGGACAAAUCGACCCGUUUGACAUCCCCACAGAGAGCUGUCGAUCGACUCUGAUGCCGAAGCGCCACACGCAGCUUUAGAGCAAGAAGGGGUCAGGGGUGAAAGGUUGCAGACUAUUGAGCCGGAGCAGGAGCUGGGUAUUGCGAGAUAUCUGAUUUUGGGACGAAAGAAACCAAGAUGAUGACCUCACACGGGAAGCUGAGGAAGGAGAAGGGAAGUCUGGCCGAGUAUGAAUCCCAGAUGAAAGACCUGCGGGUCCAGCUGACAGACCAGAUAAAGAUCCUGGACUCUCAGGUGGAGGUGAAACAGCAGCAGCUUUCAGAUCUGUCCGAGUUUCUGCGUCGCCGGGGCGACAUUGAGACUGAGUACGCGCGGGCUCUCGAGAAACUGACUGAAAGGUUCACUCACAAGACCAAAAAGAAGGAGCAGUGGGGACAGUCUGUGUGUCAGGUCUGGUCCGUUCUGCUGACUCAGACCCGUCUGGAGAGCCGGGAACACGCAGCGCUGGGGGACACCUGCUGCAACACGCUCACCCAGAGCCUGAUCCACUGUACGGAGGACACACACCGGCUGCACAAAAAGAGCAAAGACGUAGGAAUCCAGAUGCAGGAUGAGCUGCUGAAGGUCACCACUGAGCUGCAGACGGCUCUGAAGACGUAUAACCAGUACCACACGGACUGCCUGAUCGCUGAGGGGAAGCUGAAAGAGGCCGAGCGUCUGGAGGAGAGGCACACCGGCAAGUCGGCCGACCUCGGGCCGGGCCAGCUGGGAGGGCAGAGACGGAGCUCCGUCAAGAAGAUGGAGAGAUUAAUGGAGAAGAGGCAAGGGAGGGUGCAGGAGACCCAGCUGAAGUGCACCAAGGCUCGUAACGACUACCUGCUGAAUCUAGCGGGAGCAAACGCAGCCAUGAACAAAUAUUACCUGCAGGAUGUCAGCACUCUGAUCGAUUGCUGCGACCUUGGUUUCCAUCUUUCCCUGGAGAGAGUGAUGAAGUGUUACCUGGCCAGCAGGUGGCACAUUCAGAAGACAGAGGAGAUGGGGCUGAAGCAGCUGGAGGCGGCUGUGACUUCCCUGGACCAGGGUGGAGACAGGGAUGCAUUGCUACAGCAACACGACGCUGCCUUCUGCCUUCCCUUUAAAUUUAACUACCAUCCACAUGAAGGAGACCAGGUGUGCGAGGUGAGUGCGGAGAGCCAGGUGCGUUAUGAACUGGAGACGCGGUUCCAACAGCUUCAGUCUCGACUCGCUUCAGUGAUCUUGGAAACAGAAGAGAUCAGUAAAACCCUUAAAGCCACGCUCUCUGUCCUGUUGGAGUCUAUUUGCGAUAGCGACUGUAACCCCUCCCCCGACGUGACCAGCAGCCUGUCACAUGAGCCCCCUGGAGGAGGCUCCGCCCCAAAACACACACUUGCCAAGCGUCGAGCCAAUCAGCAGGAGACGGAGACCUACUACUUUACUAAAGUGAAGGAGUUCCUCAUCAGCAGCUCCCUGUCCUCUAAGCUUCAAGCCAAACAUGAUAUUCUACAUGAGGCCAUACAGAAAGCCGAGGCCGUGGACAGCGACCCUUCCAGAACACAAUGCGCUCGCUCAGUGCGCGUUCGGAAGUCCAGACCCGUUUCCCAAUUCUGCCACACACUCUUCACCUCAGACAUACUCUCCUACAUACAGAGCUCCGGACAGCAGAUUCCCGUGGUGGUGGAAAGCUGCAUUCGUUUCAUAAACCUCCACGGCCUACAUCAUGAAGGCAUCUUCAGAGUUCCUGGCUCGCAGAGGGAGGUUAACCUCAUCAGAGAUGCAUUUGAGAGAGGAGAGGAUCCUCUAUCAGACAGCGAGUGUGACCUGGACUCCGUGGCCGGCGUGUUGAAGCUGUACUUCAGGGGGCUUGAGCCUCCUCUAUUCCCCUACGAAAGCUACUCUCAGCUGCUGGAGUGUGUCCAAAUCGAGGAGGAGUCGGAGAAAGCCGCCCAGAUUAGAUCCAUCUUUUCCACCUUCCCACGGCCUCUCCUCAUUGUGAUGCGUUAUCUUUUCGCUUUUCUCAACCAUGUGUCUCAGUACAGCGACGAGAACAUGAUGCAACCCUACAACUUAGCUGUUUGCUUCGGACCAAGCCUCCUGAGAGGGAUUGACUCUGACGAUGCUGUUGCUAGGCAGCCACAGGUUAACGACCUCGUUAAAACCAUGAUCCUUCAGCACGACAUCAUUUUCCCGAGCCAAUCGGAGCUGCCGGGCCCCAUCUACGAGAAACACAUGACUCUGGAGCAGGAGUACUGUGAACCGAUUACAGAGGAGGGUGACGGAGAGACCGAGCAGCUGCCCAGCGAAGAUGAGUGGGAGGCAAUCGCUAUGUUCGACUAUGUGGCCAGAUCUCCAGCUGAGCUCUCCUUCAAGCAAGGAGAUCCACUCAUCCUCCACAGCAAGGCCUCCCCAGACUGGUGGAGAGGUGAAGUUGGAGGGGUCAAAGGUCUGAUCCCGCACAAGUACAUCAGCGUCCUGGAAGGGUCAGAACGGGGAAAAAGAGAUGAAGGCAGAGUAGGAGGAGGCAGCACUGGAAACCUAACGGCAGAGGAUGCAAACAUGGAGAACACAACAAGGAUGCGGGUAAACAGCGAUGGUGCUUCGUUGCCAGGGAGACAGAGAGGAAGUGAAGGGAGCCCAGGUCGGAAGCCGCAAACUUCCCCAGCCACGAGACAGCUACCAGUGUCUCAUGAGCGAAGACACACUUUGGACACAGUGAGACAGGGCAGCUGCAGACUCACAGACAGACCUUCUUUCGGUCAGGCAGAAAGAGCGCCCGUCGACAAAGAGAUGAUCAACCGUCAGAUGAACUCGGUGUUCAAGGAGCUCCUCUCCCGCCAGCCCCCGGUGCAUUCGGCCGCCGCCGUCGCCCCGUCUUCUUCCUCCUUGUCUUCCUCUCUUACUCAAAUUGCCCCUUCUGCCAAAAAAGGAGGAUUUGUUUUAAGAAAGGCAAGCGCUUUUCAGUCUGGUGGACUGAGAUGAAGAAAGGACAGGGGUGGAAUUGUGGAGUUGGUGAUUACACUGAUGCCCAUCAGGCAUUUGGAGGAGAUCCGGAUUCUCUUCUCUUCUUAUUUUGGACACGUGUAUGAUAUAGUUUUGUCUGACAUCUCAUAGUGCCACUAGUCUCGGUGCGUGUAGCUGUGUGUCGAGUGCAUCUGUUUCCCAGCUGGUUUUAUGUACGUUUGUUUUUACUCUCCUGGUUUUAGCAACUUCUGGAGAGUCGGGGAUGUGGCUUCACCAGUUUUUAUUGUGCAUCAACGAGAAAAAUCCUUCAUCUGCCCCCUAGUGGCAGGUCUGAGAUCAGCUCCUAUGCCUAGGAGUGCCUUCACUUUUUCAUUUAGAGAUUUACUUACUUGAAAAUCAUGGUCAUGCUUAAACUUUGAAUAUUUAAAUAAAACGUGUGAGCCAGGAACUUAACAUUGGACCCAAAAGUGUUCUGAAUUAUCUGAAGAAACCAUAAUUUAUCAAACAACAACCGACACCAAACCAAAGCGCAGUUUCAUCAGCCUGCUUGUGGUAACAUUGCAUACUAUUUUUGUGUGCGUUUUUGUAAAAAGUUCAUUAUUUAUCAGCUUCUGCCUGUAGAAAUUUGAUCUCAAGAGACUCUCCAUGUCAUAGUUUAAUUUCAAUCAUGUUUGUAGAGUUCUUCCUGAACGUGCAAGGUCUUUUUCGUGCACAUAAGCAAAAUAACUGUGAAAAGGAACAAAAUAUGGAGAAUACGAUUAACAUUUUACACACUGGAAAUGACUAAACUUGUGUUCUGGGUUGCUUUUAAGGUUUGUGUUCAUAAUGUUGGUUCCAUGCCAACUUUAGUGAACUUUACAAAAGAUGCAAAGAAUAGUGAAGAAGAAAAUUCUUCACAUGCAAACAAUUUCUGCUAAAACACACAAGUUUAGCCUCCAGCUAGCUUCCCAUUCUGCUGUAAGCUCAUGAAAAGAAACACGUUAUGUUGGUUUUACAACCUCUCAAGCAGAAACCGUCUAAAGCCGCUUGUCAUGGGUCAAAUGUUCGGUUUGCAUGCUGCUAUCAGAAGUACGAGUGCUGUUUGAAGGUUUGGACGGUUUCCUUUCUUCUUCCUUUCACCUUGGCCUUGUGUAGGUUAGCUAGAAUAAGAUGUUGAAAAUCAAAGCCAAUAAUCACCUCGAUGCUGCCAAUAAACGCCAAAUUCAGGUGUUGCUGGUUUACUCAAACGUUAGCUCCUGACUGAUAAUGAAAUGAUUCUGUUUGUAUUCACUGUAAUUUGAACACUUUGAGGGUCCAUCUAUGUUAGCUGGAAUACUGGAAACACCCCCUUCCCUUUAUAUGUGAUAAAUGGUCUGAGGUGCAGGCCAGAUCUCAGGGCUUUUGCAGAGUUAAAGGUGGGCAAACGCAGGUUUGGCUUUGGAAGAAUAUGUCAAGAGUUUCUUACUCAGGUCUUUGGCGGAAUAAACGUGACUUUCACUUGAACUUGGAAAAUUUUAUUUGAUUUGCCGUCUCACCAGGUUAAUGCCAGUUGUGUCAAACAAGAGGUUUGGAUCAGUCAAAAUCCCAGAUGGGAGCGCCGCAGGGGCGGAUCUAGAAUAUUUUACAUGGGGGGUCUAGGCAGGGUGGCCAUGCUGAACCACCUCAUAGAAGCUUAACAGAUUUAUUAACUUAUUCUCAUUUAUGUGUUGCCUAUUUCUGAACAGAACAACAACAACAAAAAUCAUAGAGUCUUUGUCAAAUUUUUAAAGAGCAAAUCGCCCCCAUCAGAGUCUUACUCCACUCCUAUUUCUUGUUUGAAAAAUGCAACAAAUGUUGUUUCCCGGCAGACGGGUGAAGUCGCUAACAAAUACACACACAUGGACUCACAAUGACAUUGUGACAUCAUAAUGUACUAGCUAACGUCAUAGUGUACCUCUUAGCCAAUAGCAACGGCAGAUUUAAAUUCAAAUGUGAUACAGAGUUUUUACCUGAAGGCAGCACAACACUUACAGUUUCAGGCAGAAUAUUUAAAUUUUAACUAAGAUGCACUAAAGGGACUAAUUAUUGACUACACAUGUCGACAGCAUGGUUAGACACUCAUUUAUAUAGUUUAUUAGCAAAGAAAAGUUGAUUUCGGGGUGACUUGCUCUUUACCGAUCAGAAAACGGCUGGCGGCGAAUGAGUUAAAGGCCUUCUCUGCCAGCGGUUCUCACCAUUUUUACUGUUUUUUAAGAGUUACAGAAUCUUGCGUGCUAGGAUGAUGUCAAUGCCAAAACAACCAAAACAAAGCGGAGACUCAUCUCUUACAUCAGGAAGAAUCUGCGUGUUUCGAGCUUUAUCCGUUCUUUCAUAAACCGUUGAUAAAUUGUGAUCAACAGAAGCUUUUCCGGUUCGCGCCUCACUUUUUUUUAAAGCAGCGGCCCAAAACCAUCGCCUAACACAUGGAUGUUCUGCUUCCUGAUCACAUGACGAAGAUUGGCUUUGGAGCUGAGAUGUUUGUUCUCACGGUGUGGGGGCUCGUUCCGAUGUCCACACAGUAAAAAAAAUGCAAAUGACGACUUUAGUCGUCAUUGGCAGUGAAUGAGUUAAAUAAAAAAUUUUGCUUUGGCCAGCAAGGACUUUUAACUUGAUGAUCUUGGCCCUCGUUUUGAAAAGUUUGGACACCCAUGCUCCAUAUGUAAACGGAAAUUAAUAAAAAAAGUGGAUGGGUGUAUAUUAAGAACAUAAAUACUGGUGGUGGUGGUGGUGGGGGGGGGGGGGGGUCAAGGCUGAUAGUUAGGUAGGCAGUUGCCCCCUUCUAGAUCCACCCCUGGAGCUCCACGCAAGAAUUAUUGAACCACGACUAAUGUACAGUUCCAUUUCUUUCAGAUUUGUUUUACACAUUUUGCUACAAUGGUCAACUCAGAGGCCAUUCCCAACUUCCAAGCCCAACAGAAUUCACCAGGACGCUCCAGCUAGAAACUGUGCCCCAAGCCUCGAGAGCCAAACUGGUCCCCAUAUCGGAGAUUUCCUCUGGUUGAAACUGUGAAACCUGCAGCGUCUUUUUAGAGCCAUGGUUGAAACUCUAGUCUCUUUCUCCCUUUCGUUUUGGCCCCUUUGUUAUUUAAGGUCCAUCGGUCCUUCUGGAAUUUUGCAGUUGGAUUCCAAAAGCAUCAAAAUCAUUUUUCUACAUCUGUAAUUUCCCCAGGUCACGUGAAAACUAGGACAAGUCUAUGUUUUUACAUGGUUCUGCUUAAACACCUUGGUAUUUUGGAUCACUGUUACAAAUGAUGAUGUUACAAAGUUCAGUGUGUUCAACUGUUUAUGUGGGUCAAAGAAUAAAUAAGGAGACAAUAAAGAUGGCAAAGCAGUCA